This is a messenger RNA of Closterium sp. Naga37s-1, 2718 nucleotides long. The record is from the annotation of a GenBank genome assembly. Lineage: Eukaryota; Viridiplantae; Streptophyta; Zygnematophyceae; Desmidiales; Closteriaceae.
AUGGUCGCCGGGAUCGACGGUGGAAUUGGCGGCCACUCGGCCGAUAAGCAACAACCCGCGAGGCCAAUCACUGUCGCGUCGGCGGCGGCUGCAGGAGAUGGCGGCACCGCAGCUUCCUCGCAAGUGAAGGAGGUUCCAGCUGGCGCCGCAAUUUCCGGCGCGAAAACCGGGGUAGCAGCCGCGGCGGGGAGAGGAAACGUGGGAGUGCGGCGAUUGGAGGAACUUGAGUGGGAGAGCACGUUUGUUGACAAGCUUCCUGGGGAUCCAGUCGAAGAAAACCACGUUCGAAUAGUACCCUCACGCGCAGUGCUACGAGGGCCCCCCCACAUCCCCGCCUCCCCUCUCCACUGCCCUUUGCCCCUCCUUUACCGCGCACUCCCCCUGCCCGCUCCCGUUCUUCCCCUGUUUCUUCCCCUCACGCCUUGCAGCAAGCCCUACGCGCAGUGCUACGGGGGGCACCAGUUUGGGUCAUGGGCGGGGCAGCUGGGGGAUGGGCGCGCCAUCACACUGGGGGAAGUGGUGCUGGGGCGGGAAGGCGUGCAGGGGGAGGGCGCGCAGGGGAAGGGGUGGAGGGAGCGGUGGGAGUUGCAGCUGAAGGGGGUGGGGAAGACGCCGUACAGUAGGCACGCGGAUGGGCGCGCUGUGCUGCGCAGUUCCAUUAGAGAGUACCUCUGUAGCGAGGCCAUGGCCGCCCUGGGUGUGCCUACAACGAGGGCGCUCUCUGUUGUCACCACUGGGGAGAAGGUGCUGCGAGACAUGUUCUACAAUUACAUCACCAAGUUUGAACCAGGAGCUGCUGUGUGCCACUUGGCACCCCAUUCCCCAUCAGGCCUCUCCAUUCUCAUUGUCGCAUCCCCAUCCCCCCAUUCCCCCAUCCCCCAAUUCCCCCGCCUCCCCGUUCCCCCAUCCCCCAAUUCCCCCGCCUCCCCGUUCCCCCAUCCCCCAAUUCCCCCGCCCCCCCGCCCCCCCGUUCCCCCAUCCCCCAAUUCCCCCGCCCCCCCGUUCUCCCAUCCCCCUCUGAACGCCAGUGGCAACGCCAAGUUCGAGCCAGGAGCUGCUGUGUGCAGCGUGGCACCCUCCUUCAUCAGGCCGGCCCCAUAUCCUCAUCCUGGCAACGCCAAGUUCGAGCCAGGAGCUGCUGUGUGCCGCGUGGCGCCUUCCUUCAUCAGGUUCGGCUCGUUCCAGCUCCAUGCCUCCCGGGGAGGUUUGGACAAGGAGAUGGUUCGGGUGCUGGCGGACUACACCAUUCUGCACCACUUCCCGCACCUGGCCGACCUCCCCGAGCCUCCAGUGCAGGUCCGGGAGCCAGGCUCGGAGGAGGACGAGGAGGUUGGGGAUCCCGAUGCUGUGGAUGUGACGACAAACAAGUAUGCAGCCUGGUUUGCUGAAGCACCAAGGAGCGCAGGCGAGCUCGUUGCAGCGUGGCAGGGGGUGGGGUUCACGCACGGCGUGCUCAACACGGACAACAUGAGCAUUCUCGGCCUCGCCAUCUCCCUGUCCUCCCCCUUCCCAUGUCCUUCCCCCGUGUCACCAGCGUGGUUCGCUCAAGUAGCAGCAAGCACGGGAGAGCUCGUCGCGGCAUGGCAGGGGGUGGGGUUCACGCACGGGGUGCUCAACACGGACAACAUGAGCAUUCUCGGUCUCACCAUUGACUACGGCCCCUUCGGGUUCCUUGAUGCCUUUGACCCGGAUUUUACCCCCAACACGUCGGACAUGCCCGGGAGGAGAUACUGCUUCCGGCAGCAGCCGGAUAUUGGGCUGUGGAACGUGGUGCAGCUGGCCAAUACGCUCGUGACAGGUGGCAUAAUUGGAGUGGCCGAGGCGCAGCACGGGGUGUCCAGGCAUGUUUCAGCCGUAGGGCAUUCCCUAGUGUCCUUUCUCUCAGCCUACCAGCAGCGCAUGGCGGCCAAGCUGGGUGUGCCAUCAUACGACAAGGACCUCACCCAGUCGCUUCUGCAACUCAUGGCCAUGAGCGGAGCACCAACACUACGCGGAGGCAUUCCUGUCAGCCUACCAGCAGCGUAUGGCAGCAAAGCUGGGUACGCGGAGGCAUUCCUGUCAGCCUACCAGCAGCGCAUGGCAGCAAAGCUGGGUCUGCCAUCAUACGAAAAGGACUUGACUCAGUCGCUGCUGCAGCUCAUGGCCAAACAUGGCGCUGACUUCACCAACACCUUCCGUGCCCUUGCUCGUGUUCCUGCUGAACGAGGUGGAGCCCUCGCCCGCGUGCCCGCUGAAAGGGAUGGGUCCUCUAGCGGAUUUGCUGUUGGGAGUAGUGGUCGUGGGGGCAGUGGGGGUAGUGGGAGUACUGGGGGCAGUGGGGCCAGUGGGGGUAGUGCGGUAAACUUUUCAGACGCUGACCUGCUGGCGCCAAUGAGGGGGGCGCUGGGGUUGCAGGAGGGGGCAGGGAAGGAAGGGGAGAAAGAGAAGGAAUGGGUGGACUGGCUCCGGCUUUAUACUGCCAAGCUACGGGCUGAAAAGGUUUCAGAUGCUGCCCGGCGGGCAGCUAUGGAUGCAGUCAACCCAGCUUACAUCCUCCGCAACUACCAAUGCCAGCUGGCGAUCGAGGCAGCUGAACACGGAGAUUUCAGCGUUACACAGCGGUUACAGGAAGUGUUGCAGAAUCCUUAUAAGGAGCAAGCAGGGGCUGAGGAAUUUGCCCAGCCCCCUCCUGAGUGGGCACUCAAGCCUGGGGUUUGCAUGCUCUCGUGUUCUUCUUGA